AUGGCUGCACGAGGACGUGGUAGGCAUGGUACAAACCAUGCAGAGGAAUCGACGAGGGGUGCAGAUGCUUUUAUAGCUGCAAUGAACACCAUGGCUGAGGCUGUGCAUGAAACGGCAACUGCUACUACGCGAGCAAUUGACCAUUUAGGGGAGAGGAACGGAGAUCGUAACGGAGGACUUAAUGGUGAGUGUGGUGGAGACGGUAAUGAUAAUGAGGGUGCCGGAAACCACGAUAACCCUAUGACACUGGCAACCUUUCUGAAGGUAAAUCCGCCUAAGUUUAAGGGGACGCUUGUUGCAACUGAAGCUGACAAUUGGUUCCGUGGUAUUGAGAAGUCAUUGCGAGCGCAACAUGUACCAGAAAGACAGUAUGUGGAAUUCGCAACCUAUAUGCUGGAGGGAAAAGCUGAACACUGGUGGCAUGGAGUGCAACGCUUGUUAAGGCAGGUGGUGGAAGAGAUUGACUGGGAUACUUUUAAGGAGGAAUUUUACAAAAAGUACUUCCCUAGAACUGUUCGUGAUGCUAAAGAAAUGGAACUGAUGCAGUUGACGCAGGGGAAUAUGUCAGUAGCAGAAUAUACUCAGAAAUUUGAGGAUUUGUGCCGAUUCUCUAAGAUCUGUCAGGAAAACCCAGAUGAUUUUGAGGAAUGGAAGUGUUUGAAGUACGAAGGAGGACUCUGUGAAGAACUAAUGCACUCGUUGGUACCACUGCAAAUACGAAAUUUUCCAGAGCCUGUACCGGAGGAGGACAUCCCAGUGGAGCAGAUCUCGGUAUCUACUUCCGAGCCAUCUUCUGAGGAGCCGCUCGCCGCCUCUAUCAGUGGACCGGUGAGUGCUGGUCAGACCAGUAGUACGAGUGCCAGUGCCCCUUCUGAGAUUAUAGAGAUUUCUGAUGACGAGGACGAGGAUCCUGAGGAGUGUUCUGAUGUGGUUGUGAUCUCCUCUGACGAUGAUAGCUGA
This is a messenger RNA of Arachis stenosperma, 960 nucleotides long. RefSeq lists its product as uncharacterized. The transcript has a single exon. NCBI's taxonomy places the organism in Eukaryota, Viridiplantae, Streptophyta, Magnoliopsida, Fabales, Fabaceae. The coding region runs from base 1 to 960 and encodes 319 amino acids. The record is from RefSeq and is a predicted model, not a curated record.